UCUCUUCCUUCCUCCGCUCACUGUAAUCUCCUCGUUCCGAUGCCUUCACUUCCUCGACAAUGGCGAUCCCGAUCUCCAAAAGGAAGCAGUUGAAAUGGAUCUUGAGAACAGGGACAAGGUUUGGUGAUGGAGAAUUUAUAACUUCUUCUCUUGGAGUGAGCGUAGGUUGAGGGAAUGACAAUGUAGGAAACAUAUUUUGCACCUGUAUUCUACAGAAUUUCAAGAAAACGCAGAAAAGGUGAUCAAAAUUUGCAAAGAUAUGCAAUUUUUUCCGGAGAAACGUGUCUAAUAGGGGAAACUAUGUUAAUGAAAGCAGAGUUAUAAAUGAUAUUAGGACAUUACUGCUAAGAGGAUUUGAUAUAGUAGGAGCAUUGUAUCUUGGUACUGGUGCAUGGGAGGAGAAAGCUGGUAAAGCAGUAGAGUUCUCUUGGCAACUAAGGAAGUAUAUUUCUAAGGAGGAAACUUACAACAUGCUUGGAGCGACAUUCGAUUUCAAUUCUGGUGAUAUACUAUUUGCCUCUAAAAUUGCAAAAUCCAAGAAAAUCGAAGCUUUCAGUUGUGUUAUUUAUGAAGAUACUGCGGAUGAAUAUCUGUGGGAAAAAGGUUGCCUUCUUAGAUGCGAGAUGGCAUUUAAGUUACCUGUCUAUGUUCCUGUUGAUAAAACAUCAGAUUUCAAAGAAGUCUUUUCUUUAUCGACUAUUGCUGCUGCCACUAAGUUAAAAGACACUCAUGUUGCAUAUCUGGUUGAAGGGACAAAUGUUUAUUCAAAGGAAGAACCACAUUCCAUUGUUUUGCAUGGCGCGGACUUAGAUUUUAGUGCUUCUGCCUGUGAUCGAAAAGCUUUUAACAAUGUUACGGAGUCGAAUGAGAAGGAUUUAGCAUGCUCAGUUUUCUGUUCAAAAAGUAAAUUCAUUUCCUCUUCUUCUUCCAAAGAGAAUGCAGAUGCAAUCCAAAUAACUGUCCUAUCCAAUAAAUCUAGAAGCAAUUCAGAAUCUGGUGCACCAAGAACACAAUAUUUACCAGCAUCAGAUCCAGCAAGGUUCUUCAUAGUUAAUUUUAAGCUAGAUGUGUUGUGCUAUGCUUCAAAAGAUUUUCCCGUCGCUGCUGCAAUUUCCAGACUGGUUGUGCCUGGAUUAACUGACCAGAUUGUCAGUAUGGAAAAGGUUUUUGUGCAGAAGCUUUCGAGCGAGCAUCAGCUCUGUCCAUAUCAUUUUCUCCCCCCUGGGCUUUUGCAUCCAGUAACAGCUAUAUAUGACCUGAAAUAUGGGGAAGCUGAGGUGGCACAAGCUGAGAUUAGGAAAACAUUACAUGAAAGGCUGGGUUUGCCUCUGGAUCGUCCUCUUUUGCGUGUUGCAAAUUCACUUGCUUUUGGGGUUAAGGACAUCACAGAGACCAAGCUAAAAUCUAAAUUGCUUAUAGAUGUUCACACUGAAAUUCCAAGUAGUGGUGUUUCUGGAGGCAACCUGUCACUGAUUGAUGGUUCUUAUGAAUACUACCAUUACCUUCUUGAUGGUUUUGAUGACAGUGGAUGGGGAUGUGCCUACCGCUCAUUACAAACUAUCAUAUCUUGGUUUAGGCUUCAAUACUAUACUUCCAUUGGAGUUCCUUCACACAGGGAAAUUCAGCAGGCUCUUGUUGAGAUCGGUGACAAGGAGCCUGCAUUUGUUGGAUCGCGUGAAUGGAUUGGAGCAAUUGAAUUGAGCUUUGUCUUGGAUAAACUUCUUGGUGUUAGCUGCAAGAUCAUGAAUGUGAGAUCUGGGUCAGAGCUUCCAGAAAAAUGCCGAGAGCUUGCCAUGCAUUUUGCGACACAAGGGACACCAAUAAUGAUUGGUGGCGGUGUCCUAGCUUAUACCCUGUUGGGAGUUGACUACAAUGAGACAAGUGGGGACUGUGCUUUUCUUAUCCUUGAUCCCCACUACACGGGUGGUGAUGACCUUAAAAAGAUUGUCAAUGGGGGAUGGUGCGGGUGGAAGAAGGCUGUUGAUAGCAAAGGUCGGAACUUCUUCUUGAAGGACAAGUUCUACAAUCUUCUCCUUCCACAAAGGCCCAACAUGGUUUAAUGAUUAUUCCAAAAGUAGAGUCAAACAGAAGUUUAGUGGAAAGAAAAUGUACGCAGAAGAUAGAACUGCUUGAACUGGUUGGCUUCAUUGUUCAUGUCCAUUUCAUUCCCCGCCAUGAUGGUGAUGCAUAUAAUCCGGAGGAACGCAAAUGUCUAUGUCAACUAAGGUUUUUGGACAUGGAGAGGAUUCCUCUGCUUACGAUUGCAUUAUUAAGGUGCUGAUGCGAGGAACUAAGGUUGAGCGAUAAUGAGAAAUCCCUUUUAGAACUUUUCUCAGGUUUUGGAGCUUUCGUUGCCCUUCAUAUGUGCUACUAAAUUGAAGUGUAUGUAUUAUUAUGCGUUGAUGGCUACAUAUGAAAAGCUAAUAAAAUAAAUUUGGACAUGGAUAAAGAGAAAUGAUGGAAGGUUCUUGUUUUUGCA
Messenger RNA from Asparagus officinalis (garden asparagus), 2479 nucleotides. Its product is annotated as probable Ufm1-specific protease. NCBI's taxonomy places the organism in Eukaryota, Viridiplantae, Streptophyta, Magnoliopsida, Asparagales, Asparagaceae. The transcript is spliced from 14 exons. The record is from RefSeq and is a predicted model, not a curated record. Bases 471 to 2060 code for a protein of 529 amino acids.